This is a messenger RNA of Trichechus manatus latirostris (Florida manatee), 2072 nucleotides long. It is a transcript of the gene MAFG, whose product is annotated as MAF bZIP transcription factor G. Gene Ontology annotation, biological process: regulation of epidermal cell differentiation; regulation of transcription by RNA polymerase II. Bases 12 to 1241 code for a protein of 409 amino acids. Gene Ontology annotation, molecular function: DNA-binding transcription factor activity, RNA polymerase II-specific; RNA polymerase II cis-regulatory region sequence-specific DNA binding. Lineage: Eukaryota; Metazoa; Chordata; Mammalia; Sirenia; Trichechidae. The transcript is spliced from 3 exons. Gene Ontology annotation, cellular component: nucleus. The record is from RefSeq and is a predicted model, not a curated record.
GCCCCCGGGUUAUGACGACCCCCAAUAAAGGAAGCAAGCCCUUGAAGGUGAAGCGGGAGCCUGGCGAGAAUGGCACCAGCCUGACAGAUGAAGAGCUGGUGACCAUGUCUGUGCGGGAGCUGAACCAGCACCUGCGCGGCCUCUCCAAGGAGGAGAUCAUCCAGCUGAAGCAGCGCCGGCGCACGCUCAAGAACCGCGGCUAUGCAGCCAGCUGCCGCGUGAAGCGGGUGACGCAGAAGGAGGAGCUGGAGAAGCAGAAGGCGGAGCUGCAGCAGGAGGUGGAGAAGCUGGCUUCAGAGAACGCCAGCAUGAAGCUGGAGCUUGACGCCCUGCGCUCCAAGUAUGAGGCCCUGCAGAACUUCGCCAGGACCGUGGCCCGAAGCCCGGUGGCACCGGCCCGGGGCCCCCUCACCGCCGGCUUGGGGCCCCUCGUCCCUGGCAAGGUGGCCGCCACCAGCGUCAUCACGAUAGUUAAGUCCACCGAGCUGUCUUCCUCAUUGCUCCCCGUCAGCAGCACAGGCCUGGCGUCGGCUUUGCUCCUGGGCUUCUUGCAUGGCCUCUGCCAGAGAGCUGCUGGGCCCACACUGGGGGCUAUGACCCCACUGCCCACUUGUUCCAGAAGUGUUUCAGGGCUGGGGUGGUGCUUCCCCAGGAGUAGGGCUUCUUCCAUAUCCCUUCCUUGCCCCAAGGGCCUGGGGGGUCUCCACCAGUGCCAGCAAGGGCUACGACCUCAACGCUGGGCCUGCCGCCCCUCUCCGUGCACGGGCCGGCAGCUCUCAGCUCCGGGCCCUUCUUCCGCUUCCCUUUGGAAUCUGUGUCUUCCAGGGACUGGCUGCUCAGCUUUCAGAGGCACUUCCCUCAUAGCCGGGCCCACCACCCCAUGUUGGCCACUGGGCAGGCAGCCGAUCCUCCAGCCUUGGCUCAGACAGCUCCACGUAGGGUGUGUCGGGGCAGCUCACGGCACGGCCCGAGAUGCUGCAGCUCUGUCUCUGGCCACAGGGGCUUGGUCUUUUCUGGUGUCACUGGCCAGUGUCUCCAGGGCCCCAGAGAACAGAGGUGAGGGUUGCCAAGGAGGUGAGAAGCAAGGCAGGUGGGCUGGGACGGCUUUGGGGGGGCAGUGUCUUGUGGGUGAGUGUGGCCACACGUGUGUGCGGUCGUGGCAGGCGUGUGCUCGGGUGCUCCCAGCUUCACUUGGCUGGCCCACACACAGCUCUGUGACUCCAAGUCCCUCCGUGGCUUAAGCCCUUCCUGCCGCCGGGCUUUGUCCCACUGGGAUCCGGGCUACGUUGCGAGGGCGGUGGUGUAGCAGUGAGUGUGAAUGGUAUCAUGAGGAGCCUGAAAGAGAGGUCGUGACCCACAGUGGAGCGAGGAGGACAGACCCUCCACUUCCUCGCUCUCUUCUCGCUUUUGUCCCUGGCGAGGGGAGCUGUCGUCCGUCUCUAAGCACCUCUGCAGGCCUCAGAUGGCCGGCUUGGAGAGCAGAGGCAGGAAGCGGGUGAGGCGAGGAAGGGCUUGAGGGUGGGCACUGUGGCAGCAGGUACAGGUCCUUGGCUCAUCCUGAGGAAGAAGCUGAUCUGGAGUGAGUGACAUUGCAAGAAGGCCAUGCUUCCGUUCACGGUGUUUGGUCUUGGAGCCACUGUUCCCAGGUCUGGGGGAGCCUUCCCGUCCCGCCAAGCCAGCCCUGAGGGGCUGCCCCACCCCUCUGCCCCUUCCCCUUGGUUUCUUGGCGCUAGAUCCGUGCGCACCUGUGACUGUUUUGUGUCCUUCUGACCCUUGUUGAUUCCGUUUUCCUGCCGUGAGAGUGUUGUGUUCUGUUUCCUCCUUUCUCCGCUGAACCUUUCUGACACAGCGAGUCGAGGCUUGGGCCGAGGCCAAGUCUCCCAAACUUGUCCGCUACGUAAACCAUGAUGCGUGUCUCCCUCUGACCCUGACCUUGCCCCAGCUUCUCUCUCAUCCCAACAUGGACGCUCGGGUUUCAGAAAACAACCCCGCAGUAACAGGUCAGCUCUGCUCGAAGUGUCUGGCCUCAGGGGGCCUCCCUAUCCCCAGCUGCUGCUCUGUAGUGGCUCUGU